GCUACCGACAGAUCAUUCCACGCUCAGUGCUUCAACAGCCAGGAUCAAACACACACAUCAUCCUAGUCCCUCCGUGUGUCUUUAAAGUUUUCCCCCCCUUUCGGAGUUUUUCAUUCCCACCUUUCCGUCGUUCUAAAGUUCAGCUGGUUCACACACCCGAUCUUGCCGCGCGUGUGUGUGUGUCCGUACCAACAGUGCUUAACCAACGUCCACCAAGUGCGGGAGCUGCAAACUGUGAUACGUCGCGUGGUGCUGAUACUAAAUUCAAACCAAUCAUCACUAUGAAUCUAUUCACCGUCUUCUUCGCUCUCGUGCUGGCCGUAGCCACCGUCGCCGGACAACGAUUCGGGUUCCCGCACACGGCCCAAUUCGGGCUUGCCUCGCUGACCGGUGACUUUGGUGGACCGACUGCAUUCGGUGGACAGGAUUUGUCAGGUACUUUGAACGCUGGUGUCAGAGAUCCAAGACAGAACCGAGGACCUGUUGUGUUCCCGCCCGCACCCGCUGAUGCUCCAGUUGAGUCGAGCGGAGUCAUUGUCGGUGCUUCCGGAUACGGUUUCGUGCCACCGAAUACGCCCCAGAAUUACUACUAAAUGCCUACGUCCUGCAACGCACAAAGCCAACCCCAUCCAACCCUACCAACCCUUCCCAUGUCCCGUCAAUACCGUUUCCUUCUACAAAUCCGAUCAUCGUUAAACCGGGUCCACUCCUAAGGCACUGAUGGGAUGCGUAAAGGGACGAACGAUACGAAGUGUUCCCCAGACUAAAACCACCGACUGGAACCACAAGGGAUACUUUGUCCUCUCGGAAGCUUUGUGUGUUUUUGUAUUUGUGUUGUGUGUGUCAGGGUAUGUGUGUAGUUUACCACUCCAUGUAACUAAUGCGAAACAAACACCCCUCGUAAACUCGCUUCCCCGGAAACCCCCGCGUACGGCAGCCCCUCCCCAACACACCAUGUCCAAUGUGUUUCUUUCCAUUUUCCAGAUGUGAAUGCGUUGUACCGAAAUUUGCGCUAUUUCUAAGUCACUGAACGUUUGCGCACAGCAGAUAGCGUAGGCAUACAGGCAUUGCAUACUGACCGAUCGGUGAACUGAUCGAUAUUCGCUGUUAGCAACAUACGUGUUUAGGCCGCUACGAUCCGAUGCAGAUUGGGAUCUUCAAAAUUUUAUGUUCACAAAGGCAGGCUCCAUAGCUAGAAACGGAAAGAGAUCGGCAGGUACGCCAAGCAGCGAGCAACAGGUGCACCGCCAAUGCACAUGGUCACCGGUAAACAGUCAGCACACUAUACAUAGUCCACGAUAUUCGCGCACUGAUCAGGUUAGCGUCUAGAAUUGAUUCUUGCGGUUAGCAUUUAUGUGUUUUUGCGUGUUUUUUUGUAUUUUCGAAGGACGUGCAGGAAUUUGAUGCCAUAUCAAAUUUGUUGUUCGAGCCAACGGACAAAGUCCUGAUGCGGUGCAGGGUUAGCAAGCGGGUUCGGUUGGUGAUUUUAUGCGAACCAGUUUGUAAGGUUUGCUUCCAAGCGGCCAAGCAAAUUGUAUGUCACACGGCAAUUCGAUAUAAAUCACACUCGAACUUGAACUACUUGCGCAUCGACCGAUCACGGUACGCUUUGCUAAUGUCAAGCAUUAUGCAACCGUUGUGUUUGCGUACUUAACACCAUCCAUUUAGCCGAUUGUUCCUUCAUCACGAUUCAUGUAGGGUAUGCACAACAGUAGGAAUUUCCUUUCCUUGUUUUUUUUUUUAAAUCAGCUUCGAUUCUACCCCAGUUGCGAUAUGCGUGUAACGAUAUUUAUUUGUAAAGAUAGCAACAUCCAACUCACAAUAUGUGUGUGUGCGCGCGCUAUGCUGCAAACGCUGCAUCCAACAUCCCAACACAGCCACCCAAAAUUGUACAGUACAGCCACCAUCCAGAAUCCUCCAAAAAACCAACACCCACCCACACGGAAACUAAUAACCGGUACCGGCCAUUUUCUUUCAUCGAAAAGAUUGUACAAAGAGCGAACGAGAGACACAGUCUAGCACGCGCGGCGCCAGUUACUUAGCAUGCGUUGCGAUUGUAACAUGUAUAGACACCUUUACCAUACCACACUAUCCUUCCUUUUUGUACAAAAGCAAUCCUGCGAGCGUGUUUGCGUGCGUGUAUGCGAUAGUGUGUGUGUGUAGGUUAAGAUUGUUUGAGCGGAACGAACGUUUAGAUUGUUCGAACAGGUGGCAGUAGGCCACCCCCGGGGUAUGAACGAGUGGGAUUGAAGUUUCCGUAACACCUGAUGGUUCUUUCUGUACGAUACUUUACAUAGCAAUUAAUCGGUAACUUAAUAAAUUAUUGUAUAGAUGAAAUUUAA
Messenger RNA from Anopheles stephensi (Asian malaria mosquito), 2342 nucleotides. RefSeq lists its product as uncharacterized. Bases 282 to 593 code for a protein of 103 amino acids. The transcript is spliced from 4 exons. The record is from RefSeq and is a predicted model, not a curated record. NCBI's taxonomy places the organism in Eukaryota, Metazoa, Arthropoda, Insecta, Diptera, Culicidae.